Zea mays is the source of this 1560-nucleotide messenger RNA. RefSeq lists its product as uncharacterized. The coding region runs from base 264 to 1325 and encodes 353 amino acids. The record is from RefSeq and is a predicted model, not a curated record. Gene Ontology annotation, molecular function: zinc ion binding; RNA binding. The transcript has 7 exons. NCBI's taxonomy places the organism in Eukaryota, Viridiplantae, Streptophyta, Magnoliopsida, Poales, Poaceae.
CAGGUACCUGUCCUAUCACCGUUCUCUCUCUCGUCUCUUGCCGGCGAGCGGCCGCCGUAUCGCUCGCUCUCCACGGAGGGACGCGAUUGCCGCUACGUCCCGUGGGGCCGCGAAUCGGGGCGUUCCUUCGUUCGUUCCUGGCUUUGCCGCGCUGCGUGGCGGGGAUCGUCUGCCCGUCGGUGUUUGUUUUCUAGAAGCGAUUCUAUUGUUCAGAUGAACCUCCGUGCACGCCCCGCAUGCAGUUUGACGCGGGGACCUGAGAUAUGCCUCGCUAUGAUGACCGCUAUGGAGGCACGCGCUUGUAUGUUGGCAGAUUGGCCACUCGUACUCGUUCCCGCGAUUUAGAACAUCUGUUUGGCAGAUAUGGAAGAAUACGAGAAGUGGAGUUGAAGCGUGACUAUGCAUUUAUUGAGUUCAGUGAUCAUCGCGAUGCUGAUGAGGCUCGAUACCAGCUAGAUGGCAGGGAUGUUGAUGGGAGUCGUAUUGUUGUUGAGUUUGCUAAAGGGGUCCCACGUGGUUCAGGUGGCUCACGUGAAUAUAUGGGGAGAGGCCCUCCACCAGGUACAGGUCGUUGUUUCAACUGUGGAGUUGAUGGUCACUGGGCAAGAGACUGUAAAGCUGGUGACUGGAAAAACAAAUGCUACCGUUGUGGAGAAAGGGGCCAUAUAGAAAGAAAUUGCCAGAACAGUCCUAGGAGUCUCAGGCGAGAGAGAAGUUACUCACGGUCCCCAUCUCCCCGCCGUGGACGGGGCCGCAGUCGAAGCUAUAGCAGGAGCAGGAGCCGGAGUCGGAGCUAUAGUCGAUCAAGAUCCCUGUCUAGAUCUCCUAGGGGAGGUCGUCGUGACCGUGACGAUAGGAGAUCAAGGAGUCCUAGCUAUAGCAGGAGCCCCAUGCGAUCUGCCUCGCCACCAGUAAAGGAAAAGGAGCGCAGCCCCGCACCUGAUGGAAGCAGGAGCCCAAGGAGUCGCAGCCCCCAGGAUCAGGUGAUGAGCCCACCACCAAAGGAUAAUGGCGAAGGCAAUGGCUCAGACCGUGGCGGCAGCCCCAGAGGGAGGGAGAACAGCAGGAGCUGCAGCCGCAGCCGCAGUCCAUCUGGUAGUAACCGCAGCCCUGCGGCCAAUGGACGUAGCCGGAGUCCUGGAGGUGAGCGGAGCCCGAGUCCUGGAGGUGAGCGGAGCCCGAGUCCUAGAGGUGAGCGGAGCCCGAGUCCUAGGGCUGACCGUAGCCCAAGCCCCAAUGGCAAUGGUAACAAUGAUGCUGCUGCUGAUGUCGAUGCUGAUGCUGCUGCCCGCAGUGGCUCCCCCACUGGAAGCAAGUCACCCUGAGCGCUGGCGGUCCCAGAUUGUGGUGGUGCUUCUCAAUGCAAUGGGCAAUCGUAUUGCUAUUUUUUGCUACCAUAUCGAAGACACAAUAGCUACAUCAUUUUCUUCUCUGAAACAAGGACUUUAUUUUGCUUGCUUUGAGAUAUGACUCUUACCCUCUCAUGGAUAAUAUAUAUAUGAUAUGAUGCCACUGGUGCUUGCUUGCAUCUGAAUAAGUGAAUGCUCGCAUGUUGAGGUU